Cylindrotheca closterium is the source of this 2106-nucleotide messenger RNA. NCBI's taxonomy places the organism in Eukaryota, Bacillariophyta, Bacillariophyceae, Bacillariales, Bacillariaceae. The record is from the annotation of a GenBank genome assembly.
AUGUCUGCUGGAAGAGUCUCGAGAAUACAGCGUCGUUACGAAGAAAACAUUCGGCAAAACAACAACGCUUUUUCGAAUACUAGUCGACAGCAAUCACAGCAAUCACAGCAACCAAGUUGGAGACAGAGCUUGCAACAACGACAACAAAGACUACAACAACAGCAGCAACAACAGCAACAAGAGGGCAAUGGUGAUUCUCCACAAGCCACAUGGGGAGACUCCAUGAGAAAUGGUUUCACCACUUUGCGAGAAGUCAAACCAGUCCAAGGAUUGACUUCCCUCGUAACGGAGACCAUCCCCAAGGCCACCAAUCGUGCUUGGAUGAAAUGCGGCAUGGACACAACCUGGGAAGAGUUUAACUUUGGUAAUAAUCCAUUCCAGGGAGGCAACGGUUUCUUUGAAGACUUUAAUGGUGACAUGAUUGAUGAUGAUUCUAUUGUCGAACGAGAUCCCUUUGAUUUCCCCAUCAAACCCAAUCAACCUUCUUCGAGACGAAAGGAAGAAGUUCCCACAGGUUGGGCCAACUUUAAUUCUCCUCAUUUUGAAGCCCAAGCGGUGCGAUACUAUUCUCCCACCAACGCUACCGCCACGACUGCUGGUACCAGUUCCACCAUGAAUACCUCGAUUGACGACAGUUUUUACGAUCAUGGCGAAAAGAUGUUUGAUGUCAAGGCGGUUCCCAUUACCGAAGUGAUUCCCAUUCAUAGCUUGGAACCACCAUCCGUCUUGUUGUCUCCCCAAAUGUUGGAUCCGGAUCAACCCUCCGACGAAGAACCAGAGGGUGACGAAGAGGUUCUAAUGUCUAGCAAGAGCAAGAACAAGAACAACAAGGGCUCGCCCUCCACCAAAGCAGGUCGAUUCAAUCCCUUUGGAGGUGGGUUCAGGAGUACCAAGCCUGUAGCAGUAGUAGUAGAAAAAGCAGCAGCCACCGAACAUACGAAGAAGCAAGCUCGCAAGGAAGAAGAGCGACUGCGCAAAAAGGAAGAACAACGUCUUCAAGAAAUACGGGAAGAAAAGGCCCGUGAGGAAGAACGCAUCCGCCGCAAGGAAGCGUUAUUGAAAAGAGAAGAAGAACGAUUGGCACGAGAACAAGAACGCAUCUUGCAAGAAGAGGAACGCAUGAUGCGAGAAGAAGAAGAACGCGAAAGGCGAAGAGAUGAGAGACGGCGUCGGGAAAUUGAGAUUGCCCGUCUCAAGGAAGAACGUCGGGAACGAGAACUUCGCAAACGAGAAGAUUUCGAGUUUGAACGCAUCGAACAGACUCGUCAGAAGAGUAAAUCAGACGACGGUGGUUUGUUGGAGUGGGAAGAUGUGGAACUUGGUAGUUCCUUUGAAUCUGUGGAAGUGGAUUGGCAAGGCUUUCCUCCAGCUCUAGAUCCAGCACUUGCAGCAUCAUCACCACCACGAAGACAAUCGAGAAAACGGGAGCGACGCGAGGGUGCUCCCAGAGCACCUAGAGAGCCUCGAGAAUCCAUCAAGAUUGAAUGUCCCGGAUGCCCUCCCUUGUGUUGCAGAGAUUUCUGCGCCAACCACAAAAAGUCGCUCUUCGGUCUCGUGAUUCUCUUGUUGGUGGCUGGAUUGUUUGCUGGAAUUUACUUUGCACUUGACAUGUCGGGUGCCUUGGAGGGUGUUGCCGAGGAGGAUCCUCUAAAUCCCGAUUGCGUUGCCGUCCUCGGUGGCUUUGCGAUUCCCAACGAGUCCCUGUAUCCCACGGUCCGCCUCAGCUGGGUCAUGGACAUUUCCUCCGAAGGAGCAUGGGCGAGUAUGCCAGCUCUGACGUCCAUCACCCGAACCCACUUUCAAGACAUGGUCAUUCCGACAUUGGCGGGAUGCAUGGGAACGCCACCUUCGUCCGAUGGAAGAUACGACAUUUUGAAUGGCUACGUUCGUAGUGUCCGAGAUGUCGGAAGUUGUCGGGUGGGAGAACCCCAACCAUGUGCCCGAGUCCUGGUGGACUUUGUGGUCUACGUGCGAGGAGAAUCGUCGGUACUGGAUCUGAUAUCCCACAUUUCCGCCCAAUACAACACUGCGGUUGCAGAAACCAUGGAUCAAAUGGAAAAUGUCCGGCAAACGGGGUUGGUGGGUCUCUUUGAACAACGGACUUAG